AAUCCGGCUCAGUCGGUUGUUUCCACGCGUUUUAGGCAGUGUUUCUUGAGGGUGGCUAGUGAUCCUGGGUGAGAGUGUCCGAAAGAGUGAGCUAGACGAGAUGUCCUCUGUGCCGAUGUACUUCCGCGAUUGGUGGGAUGACGAUCUGUUUGAGAAUCCUCGGCGAACGUCGCGCUUGUUCGAUCAACAGUUUGCCACAGGCAUAUUUUCCGAGGACCUCCAGAAGAUGGCAUCCAGCUUCCACACUUCGAAUCUGCGCUCGUCCCGGCUGGGCAGCUUCCGACGUCCGUGGAGUGAGCUCGGCGUGAGCAAGUUUAGCAACAGUCUGAUCAAUGGCGCCCCGUCCACCGAUCGGCUGCAGAUCAAUCUGGACGUGCAACAAUUCACACCGCAUGAGAUCACCGUUAAAACGGUCAACAAUUCGAUCGUGGUGGAGGGCAAGCACGAGGAGAAGCAGGACGAGCAUGGCUUCAUCUCGCGACACUUUGUCCGCCGCUACGUACUGCCGGACGAGCACGACCCGAAGGACGUCAUCUCGAGUCUUUCGUCCGACGGUGUGCUGACGAUUGUGGCCCCCAGAAAGGUUCUGGCUCCAGCGCCCGAGGUGGUGUACGAGCGGACGGUACCGAUACAGCGCAUCGAGGAGCGAACGGUGGAAAGUGUGCGGACGACGUCGGAGAGUGUGACCAGCGAGAGUAAUGGCAAAUGAGAGGGACCACGCUUUGCGGCCGGGUGCUGUUGAACCAAAGUGAUUAGCCAAGUAUUAUCGAACGGAGAUCGGAGAUCGAAGAAGUUUGUUUGUUUUGGGUGAAAUAAAGUGAAGAAGAAUUGUGUUUUUUGGACUCGUAA
Molecule: messenger RNA, 849 nt
Organism: Anopheles stephensi (Asian malaria mosquito)
Lineage: Eukaryota; Metazoa; Arthropoda; Insecta; Diptera; Culicidae
Product: protein lethal(2)essential for life-like
Exons: 3
Coding region: 101-709 (202 amino acids)
Biological process (GO): response to heat; protein refolding
Molecular function (GO): protein folding chaperone
Source: RefSeq, a predicted model, not a curated record